GCUUCAUCAAAGCAUGAACAGAAAUAUCCAGAACCGGGCAAUCAGAGUGCCGGAACAGGCCGCCAUCCAUGGAUGAACCCGAAACAUCAAUCAAUAUCACGCGGUAGUCCGUGCUAAUCACAGGCACCAAAGACAAACGAUAUACACAGCCCCCAGCCUUGUGCCCUGCCACAAAUAGAACCGAAUCAUGGAGGUGGCUUGUGCUGCAUGGGGUCAAGGUUCUAUUUCAGGAUCCGAACACCUGCUUAUUUCACGCCUUUUGAUUUCCCUUCGAUGCAUCUAUCUAUUUACUUCAUUACAUCGCCCUUGAUUCCCAAAGUUCCUGCACGAGGACGCCUAGUAAUUUCCACCUACUUUGGAUAGGGCUUCGCCCCCACACCCCGCGAUAAUCUGACCUCGUGUGAUAAGCCACCGCCGUCGCAAACAAUCCAUCUAUUAAUCGAUACAUACGAAAAAAAAAAAGCCGUCAUGCCGUUGCGCGACAUCCUCCAGAAAAAGGAGAGGCUCGGAGUUCCCGACAGUGGACAGUAUGCGAGAGGCAUCCCAACAGCGUCGGUGAACCCCGUCCCCGACAUCACCUUCAUCCGAUCGGAUACGACGACGCAUGAAGUCAUCAUGUCGCCUACCGUCGCUCAUCAUGCGGAACCCCCGUCGUCGCCUCGACGGUCUUUCAACCCGUUCCAUCGCUCGUCGCCGCCGCACGAACCCCUGUCUCCGGAGACGCCCUCGACUAGUCGUCCGCGACGACUAUCGCAGCUGCUGCGCCUGGACCGGCCCAGUUCGCUCAAUCGCGCUCCCUCAGUGCAUAUACCGUCUGAUCUGCCUCAGAUCUCCUCGGAUGCAGGGUCUGAACAGGACAGGGAGGCGCUAUGGGAGAAGCGGGCGACAAUGUUAGCGCAGGGCAAUCCGCAGCUUGGGUUAUCGCCGGGCUCGUCGCGAUCGAGAAGUUCCAGUCAUAGUGGUGUUGAUGCGGAAGGGGAUGUCAAUAUCCAAGAGGCGAUUCGUCUUCACGAGGCUGGCGAGUUAGAAAAGUCGACAGAGAUGUUUCGGAAGCUAGCAGAUCCGUACGGUGCUAACAAUUCGCUGAGUCAAGUGCUUUACGGACUCGCAUUGAGACACGGCUGGGGCUGUCCCGAGGACCCAGAACGCGCCAUCACCUACCUCUCCGCAGCUGCAACCAACUCGGCGACAGUCGAGUCUCAAGCCCUGCAAGCAGGCAUGAAAAAAGGCGGGAUUGCCAAAGGCGAGCUGGUGCUCGCGAUCUUCGAACUGGGCAACUGCUUCCGCAACGGCUGGGGCGUGCAAAAGGACCCCAUGGCAGCGCGGCAGUACUUCGAGACGGCGGCGAAUCUGGGAGACACGGACGCCAUGAACGAGGUCGCCUGGUGCUACCUGGAAGGAUUUGGGGGGAAGAAGGAUAAGUUCGCAGCAGCCAAAUACUACCGAUUGGCCGAGCAAAAAGGGAGCAAAUCAGUGGGAAAUUCAUGGAUCUGGAAAGAAAAGUACAAUCCGAAACAGUAGGCUAGGCCUUGCAAAACCUCCCACGGCGGGGAGCAGUCAGCAGCCAGCCAGUCGAGAGCCUCGCACUCACAGCCUUGUCUCGGUGGAUGGUGGAGCUGAAACUUCCGCAAG
This is a messenger RNA of Aspergillus candidus, 1632 nucleotides long. RefSeq names its product tetratricopeptide repeat protein. The coding region runs from base 469 to 1521 and encodes 350 amino acids. The record is from RefSeq and is a predicted model, not a curated record. The transcript is spliced from 6 exons. NCBI's taxonomy places the organism in Eukaryota, Fungi, Ascomycota, Eurotiomycetes, Eurotiales, Aspergillaceae. Gene Ontology annotation, molecular function: protein binding.